Tetrapisispora phaffii CBS 4417 is the source of this 3474-nucleotide messenger RNA. RefSeq names its product transcription factor TFIIIC subunit TFC3 (gene TFC3). The coding region runs from base 1 to 3474 and encodes 1157 amino acids. NCBI's taxonomy places the organism in Eukaryota, Fungi, Ascomycota, Saccharomycetes, Saccharomycetales, Saccharomycetaceae. Gene Ontology annotation, cellular component: transcription factor TFIIIC complex. Gene Ontology annotation, biological process: transcription initiation at RNA polymerase III promoter; 5S class rRNA transcription by RNA polymerase III. The transcript has a single exon. The record is from RefSeq and is a predicted model, not a curated record. Gene Ontology annotation, molecular function: DNA binding.
AUGACGAAAAGUGUUUACCCAGAUGAAUUGAUUUCAAUUGUCAGUCAAGAGAUUGCUUAUAAUAAAGGAAGUAUUUCUUUUGACAAAUUAUGGACAAUAGUAGGGAAUUACAUCGAGCUUACAGAUAAGAAUAUAAAAGCAUAUAUUUUUCAAAAUUUACAGGCCAGUCCAGAUAUUGAUUUCUAUAGAAAUGGGGUAUUAAUGUCAGUUGAACCUGAACUCUUGGAAAAUAACCUGGAUGAUUUUCAAAUAAAGAUAAAAGAAGACAAACUAUGGGAAUUAUUAACGGGUUAUAAUAAAAAGGAAUGUAAAAUUGGUGCAGCUGCAUUUGAAUUACUUUUGGAGAUUGCUAGUUCUAAAGAAGCUGGUAUUAAUACAAAAAAUUUAGCUGAUGUUGCGAAACAGGACAGAAGAAGUGUUACAGGUAGAAUAAAAAAAAUAGAACAUCUGAUUAAAUCUACCCAAUUGGUAUAUCAAGGACAUAUUGUAAAGUUAAUUAAAUUAAAUAAGUUUGCAAAUGAUGACGAAAAAAUAGAGGAAUAUGUUAGUAUCAGGGAAAAGGUGGGAACUAUCGUUAAAAUUGUUAAAAAUUCGAAAAAUAGAAUACGUCAAAUCAUUGAUCUAAGAAGAGAAUUAAAAUAUGAUCAGAACAGUAAAAUGUCGAAGUCCUUUCUUUCAGCCAUCACCUGGUUACAAGAAAAAGGGUGUUUAAGAAAAGUUUAUGUCGUUUCACCAUCAGAUCCUUCGAGAAAGAUUAGAUGUGUACAAUAUGUGAAAGAUUUUGAUACCGAAGAUAAGAUAUCAGAAAGUUACGAAAGUGACAGUGAUGACGAAGAAGCAACUCAAACUGAAAAAAUGAGUGACGACAAUUAUGAUGAUCUCGAUAAUUUGAAUUCUACGCAUCUUUUACAAGGAGAUGGUCUUAUUUUAACUGAAUCGGAAGAUGACGUACAACGUAGCACCUACUCAAUUAAUAGGUUUUACCCCAUUCAAAAUCAAACAUACGAAUUUGCGAAAAACUCUGGUACAGACGGUGUAUCCAUGAUGGAUGCUGUCAAGAGUAUUGUUGGUAGGGAUUAUAAAAGAGCUUUUACUAGAUCGAGUGAUUCCUUUAUUGAGACGGUUGGGAAACAGACAUCACAUACAGAUAAUGAUUCUAUUGUCCGAGUAUAUGAUUUUGAAGGUAAAAAGAAGUUUUAUAGGUUAUUUUCGAAAGCUAAUUUUGAAAAGUUAGCUGGUAUAGAUGGUCAAAAGGUUGAAGCAGGUUUUCCAGUGGUAUUUAAUUCCACAGAAAAAUUUAAGGAUAUUAAUUUAAGAGAAAGUAAGCCAAUAGUAGACUCCUUAAGAUUCGCGACAGUCGACGGUGUAGAUAAGUUUUUUUGGCAUGGGACUUUAGACAUUCCAAAGAGCUCAGGAGUUAUUUCUACAAAAAGAGGUCGUAAAAGGAAAGGUGCAACAGAAUCUGAAUCGGAGACAAGAAAACUUCAACAAAAGAGUAAGAUAUAUACCCCAUCUAUCGAAACAUCAGAUGAUAAACUACCAUUAGUUAUUGAUACAUUAUCUAAUGCUGAAGUAAAUAAUAAACUCGCAUCUAAUAUAUUCAAUGUUGGAGGAUUUACUGCGGGCUCGUUGAGGUCAUUGAAAAGACAACAAGCUAUACUUUCGGUUGUAACUAAGAUGGGUGGUAUUUCAAGUACAGGUGAUCGUUUCUUAGAUGCAGUUUCAAGACAUUUAGGAUCUCUAACAAUAGUUGAUAAAAAGACUUUAAGAGGUGAUAUCGAGCUAAUGGUAUCUGGAGAAAAAUUGAAGAUUCAAUAUGAUUUUAUUGGCAAAAGACAAUAUAUUUAUUUACCAACUGUUACAGAAGAACAGUUUUCGGAUCAUCUUUUAAAGGAAAAAGAUAAUAAAAAAACUUUUUAUUCAAAGGAUACUUUACAUGACACAGAUAUUUAUUUCUUUGACCAAACUGAAAAGAAUAGAUUUCAUAGAGGUGUCAAGUCAGCUGAAAGAGUCAAAAAAUUCCAAGAAAAAGGGAAAACGAAACGAGCAACAUCUUCGUCUUCAUUUCCAAAAGCUGAAUCAAGAAAUAUAUCAAAAAAGAGAAUGCUAAGUGCUUCUAAUGGGACUAAUUCUUCUUCUGGUAAAAAAUCAGAGUUAGCAAAACAAAAAUUAGUUCAGACUUUAAAAACGCAGUUUCAUUUGGGUAGCAAGUUAGGUUUGAAAUCUUUAAUAUUCUGCGUGGUUAUAAGUAAAAGUAUCAAAAAUGAAAUUUUAUGGGAUGUUAUAACAAAAUUAUUUCCAAGUAAUUCCUUACAGAAUUUAAAAAAACAAUGGACAACAUACAGAGUCCGUAUGGGUUAUCAUGGUUGGAAGGCCUAUGUACAUAAAUGGAAAAGAAUAUUGUUGACCGCCAUUAAGGACGAAACGAUUUUAUUUAAGGAUGUCGAAGCUUUAGAUUUACCAAAAUUAGUUAAAUUGUGGAUGGAUUAUGAAAACAAAGAGAGUAACAAAUGCAUAACACUGUAUAAAAAUUUUGGACAGAACAGAAAGAAAUAUAGUUUUGUAAACAACAAAAAUAAUCUAGAAUCCUACAUCAGUUUAGCAAUGUCGUCUAUGGUUCAAAGGGAGGUUUUUCUGUUGAAAAAAUGUUAUACCACAAAUAUCAGCAUUGGGACACGUGAGCACUCUAAAAUUCAAGAUUUUGCUGAGAAUGAGAUUAAGGCAAUAAUAAGAUCCAUCCUCAUGGACGUUUCAGAGACAUCUAAAGACAAAAUGAGCAUAUUAGAUAAUUUUCAAAAGGAAGACAUUGAUAAAGUUGUCAUGGAGAUGGCAAGAGAAAAACAAUUGUAUCUCCAUGGUUCAAAACUGGAGGCAAGUAGCACAGUUGAUGAUAUCUUGAAUGCGAAAAGCCAUCUAAAUUUCUUUUCUGAAUCAGCACACUACAAAAACAGGCUAGAAGAAAUGUUAGAGAUGAAAAAUGGUAUUGUAAUAAGUAAGGAAAUUAAUGAUUGCUCAUCUGCUGUUUUGAUUGAUCUUAUUUCAAGGGAAAAACUAAAGUUGGAUUUGAUACCAUUGGAAAGAAAGUUCGAAAAAUUAAAUUACUCUACCAGAACAUUAGAUAGGACAUAUUUGACUCCGCCGCUGAUUGUCAGCAGGAAUAAUUCAAAUUUGAAUGUUGGUAAAAAGAGAAAAAUGAUUCCUGUACCUCCAGCAAAGGCAUUUUCAAGAUUAUGGAUUAAUGCAGAAGGUAAUGUGAGAGAGAACAUUUGGAAAAAAGCUGUAUCUAUGGUUUUAUAUGAAAUCUUAUUUAAUCCUGGUAUUGUAGUCUCGAAAUUGGUUACUAAUUGCAGUGAUAUUUUAUGUGACAAAGAACUUGUAGAUAUCUGCGAUUGGCUAAAGGAAAAAGAAUUGAUUUAUGAUGCACCCUUUUCUGGGUUCAGUGCGUCUUAUAAUUGGUAUACUUUUCUGUCAUAA